This is a messenger RNA of Clupea harengus (Atlantic herring), 2825 nucleotides long. RefSeq lists its product as uncharacterized. The record is from RefSeq and is a predicted model, not a curated record. Lineage: Eukaryota; Metazoa; Chordata; Actinopteri; Clupeiformes; Clupeidae. Gene Ontology annotation, molecular function: GTP binding.
GUUAUCUUUUUUUCCCCUCAAACACAGUGUUUACAGUGAACAUGGGACCUUAGCUUUCGGCUAGCACGGUGUUGAUCACGUUUGCAAAAUAUCAACGAAAUAGCACUAUUAUUCGACGACGACUCACUUUCAGGACAAGCUAUGCCCAAAGUCAAAGGACUAGAAGGGAGGCCUGAAGAUGGAAAAGAACAAGAGGUGACCGAAAGUGAAAAAGAGGAUGAACUGGGACCUGAAGUGCCAGAGUUGAGACUUGUUCUACUCGGAAAGACUGGUUCUGGAAAGAGUGCCUCUGGCAAUACCAUUCUAGGCAACAGGUUCUUCCAAUCUGAGCUUAGUGCCAGCUCUGUUACCCAAGUAUGUGAGCUAGGAUGGGUGGAGAUGACUGAAAGGAGAGGAGAGGAUGGAGAUGAGAAAAGACAAGCUAAAAAACAGAGGCUGGUUGUAGUCGAUAUGCCUGGAUUUGGUGACACCCGUUUGGAUUCGGGCCAGAUCCAUGCUGAAAUUGCCAAAUGUGUUACUCUGUCCUCUCCGGGGCCCCAUGCUUUUCUUUUGGUAAUCCCCUUGGGCCGCUACACGGAAGAUGAGGGUAAAGCUGCCAGGGAAAUGGCACAGGUGUUUGGUGAAGGGGCUCUGCGGGACCACACACUGAUCCUGUUCACUCGAGGGGAUGACCUGGAGGGGGGAGACCUACAGGAAUACUUGAACAGCUCUGCUCCAGACGAGCUGAGGGCUCUGUUGGAGAAGUGUGGUGGCCGACACCAUGUCCUCAAUAACCGAGACCCCAAGAACCGUGAGCAGGUUCGGAUCCUGCUGGAGGGCGUGCAGAACAUGGUGAAUGACAAUGGAGGAGGCUGCUACACCAAUGCCAUGUUUCUGGAAGCCGAAGCAGCAAUCCAAGAGGAGCAGGACAGGCUAAUGCGAGAGCGAGGACAGGGGGAAGGUGAGGAAGCGGAGGAGAACAAGGACCCACCACCUGAGAUGGCACUGGUGAAGAGAAGGAAAAGGGAUCUGGAAGAGGGGGGACUGCCAGGACAGUUGGGUCAAGGAGGAGUGGAAAAACACCUAGGGUUCGAGAGGAGGGACCUGGAGGCCAGGCAGGAGGAGGAGGAGAGAUGGAUGGAGGAAAGGAGUGGAGACAUGAGGCUGCUGCUGCAGGACAGGGGACAGAGGUGGAGGGCCAAGAGGAGGGAGAGGGUCCUGAGCCGCAGGCAGUCCUUCUGCUCAGCGUUUAGGCAGGUCCGGAGGGAGGCCGCUCUCUCUAGCAAGGUCCUGGAGAAGGUUAAGGUCCUAGUGGCAGCAGGGGCCACGGGCAUGGCCAUGGGGGUGAUAUUUGGUGCCGCUACACCCCUAGCCAUGGCAGCUGGCGCUUCAGUUAUGGGGAGCACAGUGGGACUGGCUGCAGGGCAGCUGGCUGGGAUGUCAGCGGCUGGAGGGGCCGGGGUGGGAAAGGCUGUGGGGGCCAUAGUGGCAGCAGCCACCGGGAAAACAGCAAUGGCUCUGGGAGCAGCCACUGGUGGAGUUCUGGGAGGUUCAGUAGGAGCUCUAGCAGGAGCUGAAGCGUCAGGCCCUAAGGAGGCUGCUCUCGAAGCCCUGGGCCAGGUGAGUGUUAUUGGAGCAGGUGUAGUUGGGGUGGCAGCAGGGGUUGGGGGUGCCAUGGGGGCAGGGGCAGCACUGGGUGCUGCUAUGGGCACCAGUGCACUAGCAGGGGCUGGAAUCUCUACCGGGGCGGCAGCAGCAGUGACCAACGCCACAGUGGCACAGGGUGUGGCAGGGCAGCAGGCCGUAGCAUUAGGGGGUGGUGUGCCUGGUGCUCUGCAUGCUGUGGCAGACGCAGUGGCUCCAGCCGGGGCUGUGUGUGCAUCAGGGGCUCUUGGCACCAUGGGAGCAACGGCUCGGAUCAUGGUAGCAGUGGCAGAGAUUGGGAAGGCUGCUGCUGGCAUCGCCCUAGCCGGAGGCCUGGUGGUGAAGGUGGUGAAGGAAAGGAUCCGCAGCGGUACAGGCACCACGGAGGCCAACUACUCUGAGAAGAAGUCCUAUGAAAUUUACUGGAAUAAAUAACUGUUUGACUGACAUGCAAUGAUAACAAAAGCUGACAAGAAAUGAUAGCUCUAAAUAGAAAAGCAGUGGUGUUUACUUUCAUAAACAUUUAUAGUGCUGUGAGAACAAGUUUUGUUAUUAUUAUUUUAGUUUUGUUUAUUUGACAUUAAACAUUGUAAUACUCGUGCUAACAAUACCUCGGAUAGAAAAUAACUACGAACAAAAGUGACUGAUUUCCCUGACUGACAUUAUUGCACUUACAUUUAUUGACUGUUAAUGAAAAAUAUGUUUGGGGUAGUCCUAAUCUGUUUAUAAUGGCAAAUCACCAGAUUUUAACCUGACAGAUGAAUUGCACUUUGGCAGGGUUUUUCUAUACAUUCUCACCUUAUCUUGAGCUGUAGAGCAUUCUCAAAAUCGAUGGUUCACUACCACCAUCUACUUGUUUGUAUAAGCUGGAUAAAUCAAUUACCUGACAUUUUAUUUAUUUAUUUUGUUUGAGUGGAAUCCUGUCUAAUUUAAAUUUGCAUUUGGGAUAUGGAAAUAUUUUUGAAAUGUUUUUAUUCCACAGAAUAAGCAUUUAAAAACGGAAUCCGUUAAAUGAUUGAGCCUGACCUGUGUAGUCAGAUUGAGUUAACAGCACACAUCUAAAUUAGAUCAUCAUGUAGACAAUCAUCAUGUUUGCAGUGUUUUCCUAAAUGUGUGUGCCUUGAAUGACAUAUAUUGAUGGUUUUCUCCCACAAGCACUAAACAGGCAAAGUUUGCCCAAUAAAGGAAAACAAUAUUUUAAA